Drosophila bipectinata is the source of this 2835-nucleotide messenger RNA. RefSeq names its product 5'-3' exoribonuclease 2 Rat1 (gene Rat1). Gene Ontology annotation, cellular component: nucleus. The record is from RefSeq and is a predicted model, not a curated record. Gene Ontology annotation, molecular function: 5'-3' RNA exonuclease activity; nucleic acid binding. Gene Ontology annotation, biological process: nucleobase-containing compound metabolic process. NCBI's taxonomy places the organism in Eukaryota, Metazoa, Arthropoda, Insecta, Diptera, Drosophilidae.
ACGCCGUUAAUGUAAGCAUGCUGGUAUAGAAUCGAAGAAAAAGUAAAAACUAGCAAUUGACUCCCGACUCCAAAGACAAGAUACUUUUUUGUAAUCAAAAUGGGAGUACCAGCAUUCUUUCGGUGGCUUAGCCGAAAGUAUCCGAGCGUGAUUAUCGAGUGCCACGAAAACAAGCAGGUGGACCCGGACACCGGCCGCAAUAUUUACGAGGACGCCACCCUUCCGAAUCCAAAUGGGAUAGAAUUUGACAACUUAUACCUGGAUAUGAACGGUAUUAUACAUCCGUGUACGCAUCCGGAGGACAAGCCGGCACCCAAGAACGAGGACGAGAUGAUGGUAGCUAUCUUCGAUUGCAUCGAUCGCCUUUUUGGCAUUGUCCGUCCCAGGAAGCUCCUCUACAUGGCCAUCGACGGUGUGGCGCCUCGGGCCAAGAUGAACCAGCAGCGUUCACGUCGCUUCCGUGCUGCCAAGGAAACUACUGAAAAGAGGUUGGAGAUUGCCCGAUUGCGGGAGGAGCUACUGAGCCGUGGCUGCAAGUUGCCGCCCGAGAAGGAAAAGGGUGAGCACUUUGACUCCAACUGCAUUACGCCCGGCACACCAUUCAUGGACCGGCUUAGCAAGUGCCUUCACUACUAUGUGCACGACCGGUUGAACAACAACCCGGCCUGGAAGGGGGUCAAGGUGAUUCUUUCGGAUGCGAACGUGCCCGGCGAGGGUGAGCACAAGAUCAUGGACUACAUAAGGAAGCAGCGUGCCCAGCCGGACCACGAUCCCAACACUCAACAUGUGCUGUGCGGAGCUGAUGCUGAUCUCAUCAUGCUGGGGCUGGCUACCCACGAGCCCAACUUCACCAUUAUCCGGGAGGAGUUCCUUCCGAAUAAGCCCCGUCCCUGUGACAUCUGCAACCAGUUCGGGCACGAAAUGGAGAAAUGCAACGGACUAGGAGCCACUACUGGAACGAAUUUCAAGCCGGAUGUCCCUAUUGGCGCCGAGGUCAGGUUCAUCUUUGUGCGACUGAGCGUGCUGAGGGAGUACCUGAAGCAGACGCUUGUGAUGCCGAACUUGCCGUUCGAUUACAGUUUCGAGCGUGCUCUGGACGAUUGGGUAUUCAUGUGCUUCUUUGUGGGUAACGACUUUUUGCCCCAUCUGCCCAGUCUGGAAAUCCGGGAAGGGGCCGUCGACCGCUUAGUUGAGCUUUACAAGAAGUGCGUCUACAAGACAAGGGGCUACCUAACCGACUCUGGCGAUGUCAAUCUGGACCGCGUACAGCUGAUUAUGACGGAUUUGGGCAACGCCGAAGAUCAGAUUUUCAAGAACCGACAGCGGCGCGAGCAGCAGUUUAAGGCCAGGGACAAGGCACGUCGUCGUCAGGAGAGGAACCAGGACCACCGGUCCUUGGAUCAAUCGGUUUUCGGGGCCAAUGCCGUUGGACCAAACAACCAGCCGGGAAACAUUGGAAACUAUAAAGAAGCAGCUGCUGAGCUCCGUCUCGGAAAGCGAACGGGAGAGGUGGCGGGAAUGGACGACGAAGAGGAGGAAGACAAUGAUGAAGUCAGACUAUGGGAGGACGGGUUCAAGGACCGCUACUAUGAGUCGAAGUUUGAUGUGGCACCGGGAAAUCUGCAUUUCCGCUACGCCGUAGCCCUGCAGUAUGUCAGAGGUCUGUGCUGGGUGCUGAAGUACUACUACCAGGGAUGCGCUUCCUGGAACUGGUACUUCCCGUAUCACUAUGCUCCUUUUGCAUCUGAUUUCGUCAAUAUCCAGGGACUGUCUACCCUUUUUGAAAAGGGCACCAAGCCGUUUAAUCCAUUGGAGCAGCUGAUGGGCGUCUUUCCGGCUGCCAGCAGCUCUCAUGUGCCCGAGCCGUGGGCAGACCUGAUGUCCAACCCGGACUCUCCAAUUAUCGAUUUUUAUCCAGAGGACUUCAAGAUCGACUUGAACGGAAAGAAGUUCGCCUGGCAGGGAGUGGCCUUGUUGCCGUUUGUGGACGAGAAGCGGCUCUUCAAGGCCCUGGUGCCGUACUACGAUCAACUGACGAGCGAGGAGGUGAAGCGCAACAAGCGGGGCGACAACUUCUUGUACAUUUCAAAAUCCAGUCCGCAUUUUAAGAAGGUGAAGCGUAUAGCUAAUCUAGAGAAGACUGACGACGAAGAUGAGUGCAAAGCCAUCUCUUUCAAUGGGAUGCGGGGAACGCUGUCAAAGUCAGACCUUAACACUGCCAUCAGUGGGUGCCUUCGGUCACCGAUUGCCGGUCUUCCGGACAUCUCAGAUAACCAAAUUGUAACCACUCUGUUCAAGGAUCCAGAGUACGAUGAAGAUUAUAUAUUUGAGGCGAAGCGUCUGCCAAAAGCUGUGGAUCCACCACAAGUACUCGCAGGAGAAGAGGGCCAGAAGCAUGGUCCGGUCAUCGGUUUUAAUAGUCACUCAAAUAGAGCUUAUAUUCCAGACAGUGGACACCGCAUGGUGAACGCCGGAAUGCGUAAUCAAGGCGGCGGCGGCGGGGGUGGAUACCAGGGUGGCGGUGGCGGCUACAACCAAGGACAAGGCUAUCAGAAUAAUAGCCGCAAUUAUAAUUAUAAUUACAACAAUAACUACAAUCCCCAGCAAGGUGGCAGCCAGCAGAAUUAUCAGGGUAACUAUCAGAACCGCAACCAGCAGUACGGCCAGAACCAGAGAUACCAGCAGGACAACAACAUGAAUCCACAGCGCAACUACAACAACUACAAUAAUAAUGGCAGGACAAACAACUAUCAGCAGCAACAGGGCGGUAACCGGCAGCAAUACCAGAACUACCGACGAUUUUAAGAAAACUAAUAUACACUGAGAAUUAUUUUG